AUGGCUAGAGGACGCGGAAAGGGUGGCAGAGGCGGCCGCGGCGGCCGUGGCGGUGGUGGGCGCGGAGGUUACGCGAGCCGCAGAGGCAACUACGCCGACGUCGAGAAGAAGAACGAAAACUUCGAGAAGUACUACAACGAGCUCAACAUCGUACCGGAGGAGGAGCGCGAGCACUUCUGGGCCGCUCUGAAGAGGGAACUGCCCAACAGUUUCCGCUUCACCGGCUCCAAGGGCCAUGCGCUCUCGGUUCAGCAGCGCCUCGUCGACCACUACAUUCCCCAAAUCACAAACGUCGAGUACGAUGGACAAUUGGUCCCUCCGCCCACGCCAAUUGAGUGGUUCCCCGAAAAGUUGGCUUGGCAGAUGACUACUCCCAAGAACGUCAUUCGCAAGUUCCCUCCCUUCGCUUCCUUCCAAAAGUUCCUCGUCUCCGAAACCACCGUCGGCAACAUCAGCAGACAGGAAAUUGUUUCCAUGAUACCGCCCCUCCUUAUAGACAUCAAGCCCGGGAUGACAGUUUUGGAUCUCUGUGCUGCGCCGGGUAGCAAGUCGGCGCAGUUGAUUGAAGCUAUCCACGGUGGAGAGGAAGCGCGCGUCCGCAAGGUAUUGCACAAGGUUGCUGGUGAAGAGGGCCGUGAGUUAAGCCCUGAUGGUGCCGAGAUCGAAGCCGAGAAGUCGUUGGUCGAGUCUGAGGAUGACUGGUCGGACGACGGAAGAGCGACCGGUUUGCUCAUCGCCAAUGAUGUUGACUAUAGGCGCGCUCAGAUGCUGGUUCACCAAGUCAAGCGCCUAAACUCCCCCAAUUUGCUUGUGACGAAUCACGAUGCCACUCUUUUCCCCUCUAUCCGGGUUUCAUCCAAGCCAGGAGAACCAGCCAACAAAUAUCUCAAGUUUGACCGUAUUCUGGCUGACGUGCCUUGCUCUGGCGAUGGCACUGCCCGCAAGAACCCAAACAUCUGGAAAGACUGGAUCCCCGGUAAUGGUCUUGGGCUCUACGUGACUCAAGUUCGCAUUCUCGUUCGCGCUCUGCAGAUGCUCAAGGUCGGUGGCCGUGUUGUUUACUCCACUUGCAGUAUGAACCCUGUCGAGAACGAGGCUGUUGUAGCAAGCGCCAUCGACCGCUGCGGUGGCAUGUCGAAGGUUCGUAUCGUCGACUGCAGCAAUGAGUUGCCCGGCCUCAAGAGGAUACCAGGUUUGGCGCAAUGGAAGAUUAUGGACAAGGCCGGCCGCAUGUUUGGUUCUUGGGAGGAAGUUGAAGCCGAAAGACAGAAGCAAGGAGAAGAAGGCUUGGGACGCCUAGUUGAGGGCAUGUUCCCACCCCAGGUGACCGACAAUGAUGCUGAACGCAUACCUCUUGAUCGUUGCAUGAGGGUCUACCCUCAUCUCCAGGACACUGGCGGCUUUUUCAUUACUGUCAUCGAGAAGUUGUCGGAGAUCAAGGCUCGUCCUGAGACACAGGCCGGAGGAAAGCAAACUGUCCCUCCCGCGCCCAUUACCAAUCUUGUCAACGAAAUUGAGUCCAAGGCAGACAAGGGCGAGCCACUACGGGGCCUCGAGUCGUUGGAUGAGAUGAUGCCUGCCAAGAAAGAUGAGGAUGUGCCGAUGGCUGAGGGCACUGAUCCUCCUGUUGCCCGACAGAACCAGUCGAAUGCCGUCCUGCCCGCAUCGCCUACCAAGCGUAGUCUGGAGGAAGUAGACGAUGCUGCCGAUGAGGAUUCUUCUGCAAAACGCCCCAAGAUUGAGGUCAAGGAGCACACCGAAGCUCCGCCGGCAGUUCCUGAAAGGGUUCCCGUUGCGACUGGUUCUGUUUCCGAAUUAGCCAAGCCUGCGGAACAAACUGGAAAGAAAAAGAACAGUCAGCAGCACGAAGAGCCCUUCAAGUACCUUGACCCCAAUCACGACGCCUUGAACAGUAUUUUCGGAUUCUACGAGAUCGCUGGCCGGUUCCCGCGUGACCGUUUCAUGGUCAGAAACGCCACAGGAGAGCCAGCUAAAGCUAUCUAUUAUACCUCGACCCUGGCGCGCGAGAUCUUGACACUCAAUGAGGGCAAGGGUAUGAAGUUCGUUCACUGCGGUGUCAAGAUGUUCAUGAAACAAGAUGCGCAAGGACAAGACAUUUGCAGAUGGCGCAUACAAUCCGAAGGUCUGCCCAUCGUUGAGCCGUGGGUUGGCGAGGGUAGAGUUGUCCGGUUGUACAAGCGGGCUACGCUCCACAAGUUACUGAUUGAAAUGUUCCCUAAAGUUGCCGGUGACGGCUGGGAGUCUUUGGGUGAAAUAGGAGAGAGGGUAAGGGAUAUUUCAAUGGGUUGCUGUGUUCUCAGGGUGGAGAACAGUGAACAUGAAGACGGUUUCAAGGAACGUCUCGUUUUGCCCUUGUGGCGGAGCAUGUCAUCAUUGAACUUGAUGCUACCAAAGGAAGAGCGGAGGGCUAUGCUUCUGCGUCUCUAUAACGACGAUUCUCCCCUCAUCGACCACCACCAAAAGGCCGAACAAGCGGCUGCUAGUCGUGCGGAAUCCCCAGUAACGGCUGCUCUGGACGAUGCGGCCCCUCUCGCUGACGAAGAGCCGGAAACCUUUGAGGACCAGAGUGGCGGCGUGGCGCUCAACACAGAUAUGGACCCUGAUAUUGAGGAGACUACGACCGGCGUCGGCUCUACGGGUCUACCUGACGAGAACCAAGCUAUGAUUGCCGAGGACAUGCUGAGAGCCAGCAAGCAAAACGAAGAAGACAACAAACGCGAAACGGCAACCGGAGAAGUUGUGGCGCCGGAAGAUGACAUGAUGAACAAGAAUUCCUUUUAAAGAGAAUAGCCAGACGAGCAAAAAAAAAAAAAAAAAAAAAAAAAAAAAAAAAA
Molecule: messenger RNA, 2855 nt
Organism: Aplosporella prunicola CBS 121167
Lineage: Eukaryota; Fungi; Ascomycota; Dothideomycetes; Botryosphaeriales; Aplosporellaceae
Exons: 3
Coding region: 1-2802 (933 amino acids)
Biological process (GO): tRNA methylation
Cellular component (GO): nucleus; cytoplasm
Molecular function (GO): tRNA binding; tRNA (cytidine-N5)-methyltransferase activity
Source: RefSeq, a predicted model, not a curated record